Molecule: messenger RNA, 1675 nt
Organism: Megachile rotundata (alfalfa leafcutting bee)
Lineage: Eukaryota; Metazoa; Arthropoda; Insecta; Hymenoptera; Megachilidae
Gene: Idh3g
Product: Isocitrate dehydrogenase (NAD(+)) 3 non-catalytic subunit gamma
Biological process (GO): isocitrate metabolic process; tricarboxylic acid cycle
Cellular component (GO): mitochondrion
Source: RefSeq, a predicted model, not a curated record
UAUGCAUAUAUUCUUACAUCCCGUAAGAGGAGAUAACAUAAGAAGUAUACAAAACAAAAUAUCACCGGAUAUAUGCGUUUGAUAACACCAUCUCGUAAGAACGCAUGUGUGUUGCUCUUGGUUACGAAUCGUAUUCGAACCAAUCAUGGCUGACAUGCGCAGGCCAUAUAAAAAACCAUUAGGUGAUGCGUAUGAUCUUACGUUGAAGGAAUAAAUAUGUCAUAAUAUAAAAUAGUAUUAUUAUAGGUGGCGUUAUUGUUUAAAAUUCUAACGUUGAUUUUCCAUCCUAUAAAGAUCAUAGUUUAAACGGCGCUGAAAAUUCGGAGUUGCCAAGGACUUUCAAGGUAUUGUUAAAAUAGAAUUUAUAAAACAGAAAAUAAUAUUCGAAAUGGCUGCCCGAUCAGUUGUUAAAUAUUUACGUGCAAAACCUGUUAUAACGCAAAUACACAGAUGCGCAACGUUAUCUGCGUUUGAAAUACAACAUAAAACUCCAACUAUUAAAAAAGUAAUGCCUAUCCCAAAAGCCCAUUACGGCGGACGACAUACAGUUACUAUGUUACCUGGUGCUGGAAUUGGUCCAGAAUUAAUGACCUAUGUAAAAGAGGUUUUUAGUUAUGCAGGUGUACCAGUUGACUUUGAAGAUGUAGAUAUUGAUCCUAACGCAGAUGAUAAUGAAGAUUUGGAUUAUGCUAUCACAUCAAUACGUAGAAAUGGUGUAGCAUUAAAAGGGAACAUAGAAACUCGUAGCACAGAAGCUGGUGUGCUUUCUAGGAACGUUGCACUUCGAAAUCAGUUGGAUCUUUAUGUUAAUGUUUUACAUUGUGUAUCAUAUCCAGGAGUAAAUUCACGUCACAAGAAUAUUGAUAUUGUUAUUAUAAGGCAAAAUACAGAAGGAGAAUAUGCUAUGUUAGAACAUGAAAGUGUAAAAGGUGUUGUAGAAAGCAUGAAAGUUAUUACAAGUGCAAAUUCUGAACGACUUGCAAGAUAUGCAUUUGAAUAUGCUAAAAGGCAUGGACGAAAAAAGAUUACUACAGUUCAUAAAGCAAAUAUAAUGAAACUUUCUGAUGGAUUAUUUUUAGAAACAUCCAAGAAAGUUGCAAAGGAUUAUCCAGACAUUGAACACAAUAAUAUGAUUAUUGAUAAUACCUGUAUGCAAUUGGUUUCGAAUCCACAUCAAUUUGACAUCGUCUUAACAACUAAUUUGUAUGGAGCAAUUGUGUCAAAUGUAGUAUGUGGUUUGUUGGGUGGUGCUGGAUUGUUAGCAGGUAAAAACUUUGGUGAUCAUUAUACAGUAUUUGAACCAGGUACUCGUAAUACUGGUACAGCUAUUGCUGGAAAAAAUAUUGCCAAUCCUAUUGCAAUGUUAAAUGCUGCUGUUGACAUGUUACGUCAUCUUGGACACAAACGUCAUGCUACUUUAAUUCAAGAUGCAAUUAAUAAAACUAUCAAUCAAGGUGUACACACUCGUGAUCUUGGUGGACAAGCUACAAGCAGAGAAGUUGUUAAUACUAUCAUGAAACACAUUAAAACAGCAUCAAUGUAAGACUGAUGAAUUUUGUUGUGUAAUUUCUGUAGAAACAUCUACAUACUCAUGCACAUAUGUAUAUUAUAGAACUUUACUUUCUAGAAAAAAUAUUUAGUUGUUUAUUAAAGUAUUACAUCAUAAUUUUUAAUU